UUUUUCUUCUUUUCUUUCUCUUUUCUCCACUUGUAUAUAUCGAUAUACCUCUGUCACUUGACUUUUUCAAGCUGGCUGCUGAGUCCACACUUUCCAUUUUUGUGCUCUACAAGUUGGUUGCUAAUGGAGUUGGUAGUGGAUUCAGGGGUGAGGAAGAUGGAGGGGGAGGCAAUGAGGAGGAACCAAACACUAAUUUGUGCACCAAUCAUGGCAGACACAGUGGAUCAAAUGUUGAAUCUAAUGCAAAAGGCUAAAAUUAGUGGUGCUGAUCUUGUGGAAGUUCGAUUGGAUAGCUUGAAAAGCUUUAAUCCUCAAUCAGAUAUCGAUACUAUUAUCAAACAGUCCCCUUUGCCUACCCUUUUCACUUACAGGCCCACUUGGGAAGGGGGUCAGUAUGCUGGUGAUGAAGUGAGUCGACUGGAUGCACUUCGAGUAGCAAUGGAGUUGGGAGCUGAUUACAUUGAUGUUGAGCUAAAGGCUAUUGACGAGUUCAAUACUGCUCUACAUGGAAAUAAAUCAGCAAAAUGCAAAGUUAUUGUUUCUUCUCACAACUAUGAUAAUACACCAUCAUCUGAGGAGCUCGGCAAUCUAGUAGCAAGAAUACAGGCAUCUGGAGCUGACAUUGUGAAGUUUGCAACAACUGCACUGGAUAUCAUGGAUGUUGCACGUGUAUUCCAAAUUACUGUACAUUCUCAAGUAAGCGGC
Nicotiana tabacum (common tobacco) is the source of this 705-nucleotide messenger RNA. NCBI's taxonomy places the organism in Eukaryota, Viridiplantae, Streptophyta, Magnoliopsida, Solanales, Solanaceae. The record is from RefSeq and is a predicted model, not a curated record.